This is a messenger RNA of Symbiodinium pilosum, 182 nucleotides long. Lineage: Eukaryota; Dinophyceae; Suessiales; Symbiodiniaceae. The record is from the annotation of a GenBank genome assembly.
GAAGUGGUGGAAACGACACAUGAAGAAAUUGAAGAAGAAGGUGAGAAAACAAGUGAAAAGGGCCGUGAGAAGGGUGACCACUCGGCGGCGUCGCAGUCGUCGACGCAGGACCACGACCACCUCGACCUCGACCACGACGACGACCUCCACCUCCACGUCGACAACCACGACGACCACCACGU